UCAGAUUAUAAACUAUGGAAAGCUACCAGCUUUGAAAAACCUGGGAAUAAGAAGGCGAUGUGUGAAUAUAUGAAUAGAAGUCAAAUAGCUCGAAGGAGUCAAGCAGAAGCUAGAUAUUUUGAUAAGUUCUGCUCUUAUUUUUGGAAAAGACCUGAAGAUCCAUUCGAUAGAAACUGUAAUAUGAAUAUUUCUAACCACAGACAUAGUAGGAGAGGUUCUUCACCAGCACCUUCUAUUGAGGAGGUUGAACGGGAGCUAAGUCAGAGAUUAUCUAGCUGA
This is a messenger RNA of Funneliformis mosseae, 279 nucleotides long. The record is from the annotation of a GenBank genome assembly. Lineage: Eukaryota; Fungi; Glomeromycota; Glomeromycetes; Glomerales; Glomeraceae.